GAAAUUUAAAGCUGUUAAAUUCUUAAAUUGGCUCUGAUAUUAGAAAACUAAAUGUCUUCCAACGAAACCGCAAAGAGGCCCUCGAGGCAAUUGUACGCAAUAAGGACAUGCGUGCGAAUGUCCGAACAACCUCAGACAGACGUCAACAUUUUUUUUAUAAUAGUGGGAAUGUUAGGAUUACUUGUUGUGGCCGUUCUAGCUGUUUUACAUCUUUUUCAUUAAUAUUAAAGAUGUAAAAUAUGCCGAUGAAAAGAAGGAAGCUUGAAAUUAUGAUCAAACUGUGAUGUUGACUGUUGAUGCUUGCAAGAGAGAUUUGAUGUUUAAUGCUUGCGUAAAUUCUUAUUGCAUCAAUGUCUAUAUAAAGGGAAUAUAAUUUAUUAUGUGUAUACAUAUAUAUAAUUGAUGUAUUCACGACACAGUGUGAUAUUAAACUGUGAUACAGAUUAAACGCAGCUUUUUUAGAUCUGCUUUAAGAGAGAGAGAGAGAGAGAGAAAGAGAGAGGAGUUUGAGGUCCUAGGUUAUAUUGUGAUUAUUGUUGAAUUCAAAUUUAUCAAAAUGACGUCGAUACUUUGUAUGCGUACUGGCUUUGCAGUAAGCCGAACAUUUUUUUUAUCCAAUAUUCUCGGGAGAAAUUACGUAACAUACAUUCAAGGCCAAUCCCCUCAACCUCGUGUGCGAGAGUACUUCUAUUAUAUUGAUCAUCAAGGCAUGUUGUUCCUGGAUGACGUCCGCAUUAGGAAUUUCACCUCCUGCUUCAAAGACAAAAAAUUCCUGGCGUUCUUCUUCAAGCGCCUAAGGAAAAAUGACACUGAACGUUACACAGACGACUUUCCAUUCUUGUCAAUUUGUGGCAUAGAGAGAAAUUAUGUGAGAUGUGACGAUUUGCCAUUAGUCUUCACGAAGGUGAUUCAAAAGCAUAACAUGGAAACUGGUACAGAAGAGGACUGGUUCAGUUAUGCGCACGCAGAUGACUUAUUGACGGUGCCGUUUGAGCCGCAAAGAUUAUUUAUGAACAUUAAAACAGGAAGAGUGUAUCAUCCUGCACCAGAGAAAGCGGGCGAAAUCGGUUUAGUGAGAUCCAAUCUAGCUAUUGAAUUCAGUGCUUCAUUCAACUUUGAAAACGGCGAGGGAAACGCACCAACACAUUUUAUGUGGAGAGACAAGCGAUACCAACUCGAUACGAAAUGGUACAGAGACAAACUAUCAUAAAUAGUUAAAUAAAAACAACGAAACUUUUUAUAAUUCGUAAAUACAAUGUGUAACUAUAAAAAAGGAAUUUUUCAAUGACUUGAGCGUAAACUUCAAGGCUUAUUCAGAUUAAUGGUCACAUCAACCGUCUAUCAAAAAAGUUAUUAAUAAAGAAUUUACAAACCAGCGUUGCCUAUCGCGAAAUAAUCUGAAUAAGAUUAAGAAUUCUACAAAAAAAUUAUAUAUACAUUUAGUAUAAAUGCUGGGAAAAAAUGAAACCCCUGCAUUUCUACCCGAAAAUAUUCUAUUUUAAUCAAAUAUAAUUCUAAUUUGAAAUUGGGAAAUCCCGUUCAUUUACUUUGUAUUUGAUAAUUCGUUCAGUCUUGA
Messenger RNA from Mycetomoellerius zeteki, 1576 nucleotides. RefSeq names its product UPF0598 protein CG30010. The record is from RefSeq and is a predicted model, not a curated record. The coding region runs from base 557 to 1210 and encodes 217 amino acids. NCBI's taxonomy places the organism in Eukaryota, Metazoa, Arthropoda, Insecta, Hymenoptera, Formicidae. The transcript has 5 exons.